CACCACUUAAGCACCUCGGUAUAUAUCCUCCUAUAUCUAUAAUUCUAUUUUAAUAGCCGUCUGUCUCACACAUCUCCAUCUCCUCCCCACCAAAAAGCCACGAGCUGGCACGGACGGCAGAACGGCUAUAUACGGAGAACGGAGAAACCUUACGAUCCUUACUGGCGUACGGUACGGGGUAACGAGAUUGGCGAGAACCCCCUCCCUUGCUGGCUACGAUCCACCACGGCGCCAGAACUAACACGCAGUAAGAUUACUACUACAGUUCGUCGCUGCCCCCCUUGAAACCCCUCCGUUGUCGCCCUGAACCCUACCAAAAGCUGCUCGUUUCAUGGCCUGCCACUAUAACUUCUUCUUCCAACAUUUAUAUUCAAAGGCCUGAAUUGAACUAAACUGUUGUUGAAAGCUGCAACGUCAAUGCGCAUCGCAUCGCAUCGUACACCAACCACGAACUGCAACCUCAAUAAUCGAUCUUCUGCACACCACCACCUCCACUACUGUCUGUCAACUCUCGCCUGCUGAUCACCAUGUCUCUGCCGCAUUAUUGAGACAAUCACAAACCCCGUGUUCGCGACUUCCCUCCCUCACCUUUCCCGAAUCGAUCGAUCCCAUCCGGUAGCUGGCUGGAAAGGUUUAAUGACCGUCGCCACUCCUCCUCACCAGCUUCUUCAACGACCUUAGAUGAACCGCCAACCCAACAUCCCCGGCAUCUCUGCUCGAGCCGCCAACCGCGCCUCGCAUUCCCCUACCACCGAUAUAUAAUACAUAAUACCUAGUUUCUUCUUUCCCAACUACAAAAAUGGACAAGGCACGCGCCACAGCUGCCUCGACGGCGGUGGCACAACCACAGAUGAUCCCGCCGCGAACACCCGCAGGUUCGUCCACGACCCAGGCCAAGCGCUCGCCGCUGGCUGUCUCGGUGCCGGCACCGGCGCAGGCGAGUAAGGUGCGCAAUAGCGUGAUGGCACCCGAUGCUUUCUCCUCUUCUGCCGUCACGGAGAAUGGGAGCUAUGAGUUCGAUCGCGUGCUGAAGAGCGGCUACGUGCGCAAGCGGACGCGCAAGACGAAGUCAUGGAAACAAAUCUACCUCGUCCUCCGCCCCACCUCCAUAUCCAUCUACAAAGACCAAGACGAAUCCAAACUCCGCCACAAAAUCCUCCUCUCCGACCUAACCGCCGUCGCCUUCCUCAAAGACCCCAAACACAAGCGCCACAACGUCUUCGGCCUCUUCUCCCCCUCCCGCAACUACCACCUCGAGGCCCUCUCCAAGCCCGACGCCGCCGAAUGGGUGGAUCUGAUCCGGCGCGAGGCGCGCAUCGAGGAGGAGGAGGAGGAGAUGUUUUUGGCGUCCCCUACCACGAAUAUGACGCAUAAUUAUGCGGGGCUUGAUGCGGAGAUGAGGAGACGCACGGUGGCGGCGGGACUGCGCGAUGUGCCGCUGGAAACUCAGCGGGGGUCUUCAUCGCCAGAACCCUCGCCUGCGCGCGUUAGACCUGUUCAUCACCCCGCGCCGCUGGAUCCGAAAAUAGCGAGGCGCGCGUCGCACUUCGAGUACUCCGGCACGGAACCAGCGUCGCACUCUGACUUCUCUGACGUCGAAACACAUUUUAACCCCUCUCUCCGCCCCAAAGCCGCUGGCGCCUCGCAGGUCUCCAUUCCCGAGAUAGGUGAGCCGUCUGCCCCGCCGUCGCAACAGCAACAACGUCCCAUAAUCCCCCCCCGCAACGGCAGCCAACUAAGCGGCCUCAACAUCACCCCCGACGCCGACCCGGAACGCGUAAUCUGGCAAGGGCACCUUCUCUACCUCAAGUCGAAGAGUGGGGUCCGACAAUGGAAAGACCUCUGGUGCGUCCUUCGCGCUCGCACCUUCGCCCUUUACAAAGAUGAGAACGAGUACUCCCCCUUACUAAUAUUGGAACUGGGGAAUAUCAUUAAUGUGGUGGAAAUUGAUCCCGUAAGCCGCACGAAGAGGAAUUGUUUGCAGGUUAUUACGGAGGAGAGGAGUUAUCGGUUUUGUGCGAGGAGUGAGGAGGGGUUGGAUCUUGUGCUGGGGGGGUUUAAGAGUUUGUUGGUUAGGAGGAGGGAGGGGAGUGUGGGGGGUGGGGGGGUUGUUGGGGGGGGGGGUUGA
Molecule: messenger RNA, 2128 nt
Organism: Pseudogymnoascus verrucosus
Lineage: Eukaryota; Fungi; Ascomycota; Leotiomycetes; Thelebolales; Thelebolaceae
Exons: 2
Coding region: 800-2128 (442 amino acids)
Source: RefSeq, a predicted model, not a curated record